Sinocyclocheilus rhinocerous is the source of this 738-nucleotide messenger RNA. RefSeq names its product solute carrier family 2, facilitated glucose transporter member 12-like. The transcript has a single exon. The record is from RefSeq and is a predicted model, not a curated record. Gene Ontology annotation, cellular component: membrane. Gene Ontology annotation, molecular function: D-glucose transmembrane transporter activity. Lineage: Eukaryota; Metazoa; Chordata; Actinopteri; Cypriniformes; Cyprinidae. The annotation marks the transcript as partial. Gene Ontology annotation, biological process: circulatory system development; D-glucose transmembrane transport.
GAGAUGAGUCUGAUAUCAGGAGCAUUGCUUCAACUCAGGGAAAUUUUGAUUCUCUCCUGCCCGCAGCAAGAGCAAGUCGUUGGGUCUCUUCUGUUUGGAGCCUUCCUCCUCUCCCUGGGUGGCGGCACCAUACUGGACCGCUACGGACGGCGGUUCUCCAUCGUCCUCACGGCGCUGCUGUGUGUGUUGGGCACGCUUCUGAGCGUGUGUGUGGUGUCGUUUUGGGUGCUAGUAGUCGGGCGGAUGCUUGUCGGCAUGGCGGUAGCGCUGUCUGGCACAGCGUCGUGCCUUUACGCGGCAGAAGUGGCACCGGCCGCCUGGCGUGGGAGAUGCGUAUGUGUGUAUGAGUUGAUGGUAGUUUUAGGGAUGCUGUUGGGUUUUGGAAUGAGCUGGGCAUUCGCAGGGGUCUCGGAUGGAUGGAGGUUUACGUUUGGUUGUGUGCUGUUCCCUGCUUUGCUGCAAGCUGGCAUCAUGCCGCUUUUGCCGCAGAGUCCGCGCUUUUUGCUGGCCCAGCAGCGUGAGAAGGAGGCUCACGCAACUCUCCUCCGUCUUCGUGCUGGAAUCAAAGGAGUAGACGCAGUGGAGGACGAACUUCGGGCGAUAUGCAUGGCAUUGGGGGCGGAGCGCCUGCACGGCUUCCUGGACCUCUUCCGUUCUCGUGACAAUAUGCUUCAGAGACUGCUUGUUGGCGCUGCGCUAGUUUUCUUGCAGCAGGCUACGGGACAGCCCAACAUUUUA